AUGCCUUGGAAAUUCUCAUUUAGGAGAUUGGGGAAGUUACAUAAACUCUCAUUCCUGCAGAGAAUGAGUUUGAGCCACAUGGAGAAUAUGCCUUUCGGCCGUUCAAGUCCUCGCGGAGCACAGAGACCGUCCUGGAAGCAGUGGCUCCUCUACUCGACAGUCACUGUUCUGCUAUUACUUUGCUCCUUCAGUGCACUAAUCUUUACUUUUCUUCCACUCAAGACUGCCCAGGGACCCUGUGUAGCGAAGUUUGGACCAUUACCUUCAAAAUGGCAAAUGCCCUCUCCUGAACCUUCUUGUGUGAAUAAGACAGCUGACUGGAGGCUGAAGAUACUUCAGAAUGGUUUAUAUUUAAUUUAUGGCCAAGUGGCUCCCAAUACAGCCUACAAGGGACGAGCUCCUUUUGAGGUGCAGCUGCGUAAGAAUGAAGACCCCAUACAAGCUCUAACCAACAACUCUACGAUCCAGAAUGUAGGAGGGGCUUACGAAUUCCAUGCUGGAGAUGUAAUAGACUUGAUAUUCAAUGCUGAGCAUCAGAUUCUGAAAAAUAAGACAUACUGGGGGAUCUUUCUACUUGCAAAUUCCCAAUUCAUCUCCUAG
This is a messenger RNA of Rangifer tarandus platyrhynchus (Svalbard reindeer), 600 nucleotides long. The record is from the annotation of a GenBank genome assembly. NCBI's taxonomy places the organism in Eukaryota, Metazoa, Chordata, Mammalia, Artiodactyla, Cervidae.